AUGAAGAGAUUAAAAGGAGAGUCUCCAAGUGCAAGGAGGUUCAAAUUAUCAUAUUUUUUGUUGGGUAUUGCUGCAUUAUACUUGACUCUUAUCUGCUUGAAGUUCCCCGAGUUUUUUGACACUGCAGAAGUUUUGAGUGGCGAUGAUAGUGAUUUAGGUAUAUAUGACUUAUCCAUUGGGAAUGAUGAGGAUAAAAAAUUAAUUAAAUCGCAUCAGAAUUCUGUUUCUAUGGAUGGAUUUCACCGAAUAUUACAAAAUAAUGAGAAUCAAGAUGCUUCUGUAAAGCCUCGACAGGAAGCCUCACCGGAGGAAAAGGAUGGUGCUCGACGCAUAAAGCCUAUUCAACAUCAAUAUGGUCGAAUAACUGCUGAAAUUUUGAGGCGAAUGAAUAGGACAGCUAAAUUCUCUGUGAUGGAGCAAAUGGCAGAUGAGGCUUGGACCUUAGGCUCGACAGCCUGGGAGGAAGUAGAUAAAUAUGAUGAAAAGGAGAUAAAGACGAGUGCUAUCUCAGAGGGGAAGCCCAAGUCAUGUCCUUCAUGGGUUUCAAUGCAUAGAGAUGAAUUAACCGAGAGAGAUUACAUCAUGUUCCUUCCAUGUGGUCUUGCUGCAGGUUCAUCGAUCACAGUGAUUGGAACUCCACGUUAUGCUCAUAAGGAAUAUGUGCCGCAGCUUGCCAAAUUGAGGUUGGAUGAUGCUACAGUACUGGUUUCCCAGUUUAUGAUUGAACUGCAAGGAUUAAAGUCUGUAGAUGGGGAGGAUCCACCAAAGAUUUUGCAUUUGAAUCCUCGAUUGAGAGGUGAUUGGAGCCAUCGGCCAGUAAUUGAGCACAAUACCUGCUAUAGAAUGCAAUGGGGGACGGCUCAAAGGUGUGAUGGUUUGCCAUCCAAAAAUGACGACGACGUGUUAGUGGAUGGAUACUUGCGGUGUGAAAAAUGGAUGAGGAACGAUAUUAUUGACACAAAAGAGUCCAAGCUAUUUUCAUGGUUUGAUAGGUUCAUAGGACGUGCAAAGAAACCAGAAGUAACCUGGCCAUUUCCAUUUGUAGAGGGCAGAAUGUUUGUUCUGACUAUUCGUGCUGGUGUUGAUGGAUACCACAUUAAUGCUGGAGGUCGGCAUGUGACCUCGUUUCCAUAUCGGACGGGGUUCACAUUGGAAGAUGCAACAGGAUUGGCAAUCAAAGGUGACAUCGAUGUUCAUUCAGUAUAUGCUACCUCUCUGCCAACCUCUCAUCCUAGUUUCUCAACCAAAAGAGUAUUAGAGUACUUGGAGAAAUGGAAAUCUCAUCCUGUACCCCAGAAUCGCAUUCAACUUUUUGUUGGGGUUCUCUCUGCCACCAAUCAUUUUGCAGAACGAAUGGCGAUAAGAAAGACAUGGAUGCAAUCUUCAGCUAUCAAGUCCUCUAAAGUAGCAGUCCGCUUUUUUGUUGCACUAAAUCCAAGGAAGGAGGUGAAUGCAAUACUGAAGAAAGAGGCUGCUUAUUUUGGUGAUAUUGUAAUUUUGCCAUUCAUGGAUCGAUAUGAGCUAGUGGUUCUUAAAACUAUCGCCAUUUGCGAGUUUGGGGUUCAAAAUGUCACAGCUGCUCACAUUAUGAAAUGUGACGAUGACACAUUUAUUAGGGUGGAUACUGUCCUAAAAGAAAUUGAAGGCAUGCCUCCUUCAAGGCCUUUGUAUAUGGGCAAUCUCAAUCUCCAUCACCGGCCUCUUAGAAAUGGGAAAUGGGCCGUAACCUAUGAGGAAUGGCCGGAAGAAAUUUAUCCUCCCUAUGCCAAUGGGCCUGGUUAUAUAAUAUCCAGUGACAUUGCCAAAUAUAUUGUGUCCCAGCAUGCAAAUCGGAACCUCUGGCUAUUUAAAAUGGAGGAUGUUAGCAUGGGAAUGUGGGUUGAGCAGUUCAACAGUACGAAAAAUGUUCUGGUCGAGCUUGUUGCUGCAACUUUUAAGCGAAUAGAGAGUUUUGGCCAGGUUUGUGAAGGAUGGAGCUAG
Fraxinus pennsylvanica is the source of this 1980-nucleotide messenger RNA. The record is from the annotation of a GenBank genome assembly. NCBI's taxonomy places the organism in Eukaryota, Viridiplantae, Streptophyta, Magnoliopsida, Lamiales, Oleaceae.